Messenger RNA from Chaetomium globosum CBS 148.51, 1656 nucleotides. RefSeq lists its product as uncharacterized. The transcript is spliced from 2 exons. Gene Ontology annotation, cellular component: preribosome, large subunit precursor. The coding region runs from base 1 to 1656 and encodes 551 amino acids. Gene Ontology annotation, biological process: ribosomal large subunit biogenesis. The record is from RefSeq and is a predicted model, not a curated record. NCBI's taxonomy places the organism in Eukaryota, Fungi, Ascomycota, Sordariomycetes, Sordariales, Chaetomiaceae. Gene Ontology annotation, molecular function: zinc ion binding; nucleic acid binding.
AUGGCGACGAUUUCAGGCGACAGAACUGCUCCUAGCAGCGGCGUGUCGACAAAUACUUCUCAUCCAUAUACCUGCAACACAUGUCAGGUUGCCUUCCGCAAUAGCGACCUUCAGAGGGGACACAUGCGCAGCGAUUGGCACCGUUACAACCUACAGCGCCGUGUUGCAACACUACCCCCCAUCUCGUCCGAAGUAUUCACGGAGAAGGUUCUCCAGGCUCGAGCUGAGACGACCGCACAAGCCGACAAGGCUGGCUUCGAACGGGCCUGCGAGACAUGCCAAAAGACAUACUACAGCGAGAACUCGUUCCGGAAUCACCUCAGCAGCGCGAAACACAAGGCGAAAGCCGUCGCCUUGGCAUCGCAGUCGAAUGGCAAGGUCGACGACGAGGCGGGCUCCAUGUCCUUCUCUCUGGGCGAGCCGGCGGCAGACUCGGUGGUGGAUUCGGACGCUGAGGAGGAGUUCAACGAGGUUGUUGAAGGGCUCAAGAACACUGCACUUCACGAGUCUACCUCACCCGUCAAGCGGCCCUCGAAUCCCCAUUUAUCCGCCGAAGCCCAAAACAAGCCAGAGCACCCCCUAUCACAGACGUCAAGCGAGGAAGAGUCAUCCACGGAAACCCCCUCAGCACCAACCCCGACGGGGGCCAAGCCGGCCCCGGCUCCGUCGCUCAAGACAUGCCUCUUCUGUAACUACGAGUCUCCGACACCGCCGCUCAAUGUAUCACAUAUGGAACGUAUUCACGGCAUGUUUAUUCCGGAGAAGCAAUAUCUGGUGAAUCUUGAAGGGUUGCUUCGCCAUUUCCAGGAGCAGGUCUUCGCUCUGAACCAAUGCCUCACUUGUGGAAAAUUUAAGUCAAACGCAUUCGCUGUGCAGACACACAUGCGUGACAAGAGCCAUUGCCAAAUCCCGUACACCACCGAGGAGGAGCAGGUUGAGAUUGGCGAGUUUUACGACUUCCGCAGCACUUACUCUGACGGGGAUGAAUGGGAGGAUGAGUCGGAUGACGAAGGGCAACAGAACGGCGGUGCCAAGCUCGGGGCGAAGCGCGAAAGCAAGGUCACCGGGGAGGACGGCGAUGAAGUUAUGGAGGACGAGACUUGGGAGACAGACAGCGAGGCAUCAUCCCUCGACUCCAACGAUCUCCACGCUGUCCCCGCGGAUCAACAUUAUCACCAGUACGACCGCCUCAACAAGCACCCUCAUCACUCGCGAAACACUUCUCGUAGUCAUCACCAAGCAGACGGUUGGCACGCCCAAAGCCACAAACGGCCCCAAGCAGUUUUCCACGACGACUACGAACUCCAUCUUCCGAACGGAAAAUCUGUUGGUCACCGGUCACUCAACAGGUACUACCGACAGAACCUUUACCACUACCCGACUCCGGAGGAGCGGGCGGAGCGCCUCGCCAUCGAGGAGGCUGAGAGGGAGAACGAGAUGGAUGUUGACGGCGAGGAACGUCGUCCUCGUGGGCGGGCACUGAUAUCCAGGGACGUGAGGGGUCUCGGCGUCGCUUCUCUCGAUGACCAGCAGACAAGAAGCAUCGUCAACAAGGGCAAGAAGGAGGAAUGGGCAAACCAGAAGAGCAAGGGCAUGUUGCAGACGCGGCUGGCGAUCAAGGAGAAGGCGCCUCAUCCGGCCACGUACCUGCGCUGA